AUGACCUAUGGUCUCUGUGCUUUCCUGUCCUGGGACACCUCACCCAGGGUGAUCAGAGCUCGCCAACACUCAGCUAUGGGCCCCAGAGUAGGUGCCCUGGCAAGCCCGGGCCUCACCCUCCUCCUGUCCUUUACUGCCCACUGCUCUGGUCCUCAGACUGAGGGCUUCCCAAAAGGAGAACUGAAUGCCAAUGGAGCCUACUCAUGGGUCAGGGACAACACCUCCCUUCUGGAAGACUUUUGGUGCCAGCCAGCCAGCCAGCUGCCCCGGGAACAACUCUCAGCUUUGAUCAAAAGCCUGGCUUCUCAGCGGGUCUCACUCAAAGCCUGGCAGCUCAGCUGCCUGGCCAACCUCGCCACUCGGCUAGGCCUCCAGGAUGACUUCAAGCUCCACCCACCCAACCUCCUGCUCUUCUACAAUCUAAACCAUGUGACAGAAGCCAACUGCUGGGAAUUUACCCAUCGUGCUGCCUGGGGGAACAUAGAACUGCUGGCCAACCUGCCCAACCAGAGGGUUGCCCUGCAACACACAGCCUUGUCCUGUCUGGGAGGACCCCACUUACAGCUCAGUGCUUCAGACCUGGGACUUCUUGGGGUCUUGAUUUGUGACAUGGAUGCAUCCCAAAUUGUGACUGCAGACCCCCAUGUACUAAAGAACCUGUUGCACUGCCCACAGCUGACUAACACACAGAGAGCUGCCCUCAACACCUUGCUGGCCAGUGGGAGGACACAAUUCGGGCCUCCUGGCUCCUGGAACUUGGAGGGGUUGAAGUCCCUGGGACCUCUGGCUACCUAUAUCUACCCGCACCUGUGGGAGAAGGUGGAAGAGGCUGUAGGCCUAGACUUCUUCCGCAGUAUGGUGGUUGCCUACCGGGCAGGCCGGCUCAGCCAGCGUGAUGCCAGGCGCUUCAUCACCAGCUUCCUGGAAUCCAAGGCCAAUUCAGUGUCUUCUAGGCCCAAGCGGCGCACAGGGAGAUCCUGCAUCCAUGGCAACAUCACAGCAGCUACACUGCAAGAUGACCUCUUCCUGGUACACUAUGACUGCACCCAGCUGGAGUCCUGCCUGGGCACACAUGUGCUCAGAGCCAACCUGGACCCCCUGAUGCAGCACCCACUCCCUGCUGAGUGCCAGCGUGUCGUCAAAGCCAAGCUUUCUCAGAUCUACCCACAUGGCAUCCCUGAGGACCAGCUGCACCUCAUCACUUCACUGGUCUACCUGUACUCCUUGACUGAGAUAGGCCAGUGGAACAUCACAUCCAGAGAUACAGUGGUGGCUCUGCUCGCUUCAGAUGUAGCUCUGGAGAACCAGACAGAGGCAGUCCUACAGACGUUCUUGGACCACAAUGGCAAGGUCACUGGCACCCUACUAGUGGCAAUUGGGGGCUCCCGUCUCUGCUGGAUGAGCCUCCAGCAGAUUCAAAUCAUCCGGCCCUCAGAAUUCCGGCUGGCCGGGGCUCCAGACAUUUCUUCCUGCCCUCAGAGUCGGAAGAAUGUGCUCUAUAUCAAAGCUCGUGAGGCCUUCAGGAACAACAGUACUACUGAACCAAACAAAUACUACUACUACAUACGUCCCUACCUGGGUGGUGCCUCCUUGGAAGAGCUUCAGUACUUGGCCCAGGCCAAUAUCUCCAUGGAUAUUGACACAUUCACCAAUCUCAAUCCUCUUGUGUUGAAGAACUUGAGUGUGGACGAGGUGAAAGCUCUGCUGGGCCAGAAUGUAGGGGACUUGCAGAAGGCCCGCAGCAACCCAAAUGUCAUCCCCUGGCUGUGCACACUCGACAGGUCAGAUUUGUGUGAGCUGGGCCUAGACACCAACCUCAGCAGCCCUACUCCAGCCUGUGUGACCAGGGGGCCCCCCAAUACCACUCAUCCACUUUCUCACCCACUUCACAACUUGGAUCUUCCAGGGAAUGAUGCUGCUGCUCCUGCCUCAGGUAGCCCUCCAGUCCACCUGGGCUAUCUGCCACUUGCUGUGGCUCUGCCCUCCAGCCUCCUGUGGCUGCUACUACAUCAGGCACCUUCUGGAUCAACAGGCACUACUCCCAGGGCACCAGGGCCCUGGCUACUGCAAAUGGCACUGCCCCAGAGUUGUCAGGCCCAUGGACAUCAGAUACAGGAGAGACGGACCUGCUAA
Nannospalax galili (Upper Galilee mountains blind mole rat) is the source of this 2133-nucleotide messenger RNA. Its product is annotated as mesothelin-like protein. The record is from RefSeq and is a predicted model, not a curated record. Gene Ontology annotation, cellular component: cell surface. Bases 1 to 2133 code for a protein of 710 amino acids. Lineage: Eukaryota; Metazoa; Chordata; Mammalia; Rodentia; Spalacidae. The transcript is spliced from 15 exons. Gene Ontology annotation, biological process: cell-matrix adhesion.